This is a messenger RNA of Podarcis lilfordi (Lilford's wall lizard), 5529 nucleotides long. Lineage: Eukaryota; Metazoa; Chordata; Lepidosauria; Squamata; Lacertidae. The record is from the annotation of a GenBank genome assembly.
GCGCGAGAUCGGAGCGCAGCUCCCCUUCCUUCCCUCCGCCCCCCUCCUCGCGCGGCGGUGGGCGUGGCUUUUCCCGCCUCCGAUUGUGACGCAGCCUGGGGUCCGGGUAUAUACGGCCGCUACGUAAGGCGCAGGGCUUUAGAACGUUCCGUCACACCCGGCCGAGGAGGUUCCUGCUUCAACAGUGAUUGGACGGAACCCACCCCUGCUCGGGCCCACCCGACCUCCGCGCCUCCACCUGCCCGACCCAGCUGCACCACCUACAGCCGCGCUGCCAUGGCUUCGUCUCCCUCCCAGGUGCGCCAGAACUACCACCAGGACUGCGAAGCCGCCAUCAACCGGCAGAUCAACCUGGAGCUCUACGCCUCCUACGUGUAUCUCAGCAUGGUGAGCUCCGACCUGGGCGGGCGGGCGGGGGUCCUGAACUGGAGCAGGGAAUGGUGCCUUGCUGGAGGCGGGGGCAAAGGAAAUGGAAGCGGCGGCGGCGGCGGCUGGAGCUCCCUCCCCUCCCCUCCCCGGGGGCGCCGCCUCCGUCUCUGUUUACUAGCCGUGCAUUGGCUUGUCCUUGGAGGGCGAGCGAGGCCUUCGUGCUCCUGCAGGCGGAUCCCUUCGGGAUUCCUCGCUGUAAACAACCGAGCGGUUUCCUUUCCCGAGGAGAUCGCGGCGCCCUUCGAGCCGCUCCGCUGCCCUUCUGCAGACGGUGCAGAGAGGCUUGCCCUCUGCCCGUUGGAGCAUAAAACGGCAACGUCUUGUGACGCCUUAAAAGGCCCAACAGGUUUUUUUCAGCCGCGGGCUACUUCGCUACUCAUGUCGUAAUAAAUCUGGUGGUUUGUUUUUUUCCGAGGAGCCGCAAGGCGCUCCGUUCCUUCUUUUUUUCCCCUCCCCUGGAGCAGCCAGCCUCUUGCGCAACGCGUUCCGAGCGUGAAUCGGCUCUGGAGUCGAAGAACCGCCAUUAAAAAAGAUCCUUGAAGCUUGCAUUUCUGUGCUGCUUGUUUGGGCCGCUGCUGGGAACCCAGUUCUGAGACGGGAGGCUUGAUCCGCUCCCGCUGCGCUGUAGCGGUUUUCUUGGUUCUCCGUUCCUGCCGAGCGGCAGUUUUGCUGCGCGCACCUGCGGCGGGAGCGAGAAGCGCAUCGCCGUGCGCCCUGCCUCGCGCCCAGCGAGGCCUUCCGUGAUGCUCCGUGCUCGGCUUAAAGGUCAAUGCAGCUUCUGCGCCACUGGCUUGGGGGGGGGGGGCAGGCCGGGCCCGCUGGGGUUUGGCAAACAUUUGGGCACUGCGCUGCCGGGACCGGCGAGGAGGGCAGAAAGCGGCUUUGGGGGGCACCUUUUGACACAGCCCUGCUAGGAGGUAACAUGGGGUGGACUCACAAAUAAGCAGUUGGUUGUAUGCUUGCCUCUGAAUAAAAGGGGAUUGCAUUUUAAAAGUUAAUCUUUAACCAGUCCUUCCACAUACGCGUUUGGUAUAAACAGGCUUCCACUGUAAUGUUGGUACUAGCGUAUGUGAACGUGGAGAACAGUAGGACUUCAAGAUGGCUAUCUUAAACUUGCCAGGAGGAGGGUGGGUGGGACUCGUGGGCUUGUUAACGCCAAGAAGCUUCAAUGAAGCUUCAAACAGUAUGUCGUUUGGGGUGUAGGUGUAGUUACAAGCCAUUUCUCCGACCCUAGCUUGAAAAUGUUUGCCUUUCACUUGGUGCCCACUGUUUUGAGUGCUAGAAUGUACUGUAAUGUGCUGAGAACUUUGAUAAGUGGACCACGUGUGAGCAAUCUACUGCUCGUUGCUUGGUAUAGUAAAACAAGCUUUAUUAUUUGUCUGGCAGCAUCUAAUAAGCAAAUAACAGAUUGGCCUGCCUAUUUCAACUUGCAUUAACGGUUCAAUUUGCAUUAAUUAAAGCAGGCUGCCAUAUUACAAACUCCACUAAAGGACUAGGAUGACUCCUUCAACCCUAGAGCUUUUAUCAGCGUUAGUUGGAAAGUAGAACGGAACAUACAACUAGCUUGUAAGCAAAUGAAUAGUAGUGCUUUAAACAACUAAAUUACACAAUUGAGCAAGUUAGAACCUAUAAAGUUGCUGUUGGAGCUUCUGCAGUCCUGUUAAAACUAAUUUAUUCACCUGGACUAUGUUUUGCAAGUGUAUUAGAGGGAUUAGACUUGGACUGUCAAAACUGACUAUAAAGGGCUGGAUUCUUGAGACAACAUGGUCUCAAAGAAGCCACAGGUUUCCGAUCCUGCUUUGGAGUGUCAUGAUUUGUUUCAUAACUAGCUUUAUCAAUGAUUGUCACUUUGAUAGUUAUUUUCCUACUCCUAGACCACCUUAAUCAUUUUAAGUGUUCAGCAAGCACCAUUGUGCUGUUAAGGGCAGGUUUUCACCACUACUGCUAAAUAAUAAAGUCAACUAGAUUUUCCACAUUGAGGUCACUUUAGUGUGUUGUGGCUUGACUGAGGCUGGAGCUCCAGUGCUUCUAGACCCUUGAGCCUAUGUGUGGUAUACCAGAAACAAGUAACACAGCAAUGGAAACCUUUAAUGUGGCCAAGUUUGAUAGAUUUGUUGAUCAGUAGUUUCAAGAACUGCCAUGUAGGAAAAUAGAUUUGCCAACCAGUAGCGGCAAGUUCCCGCCUGCAUAUGUCAAGUGGUAUGGACAUUGAUGGUUGAAAUACAUGGUUCCCUGAUUCUAAUUAAUGAAUCUGAACUUUAUUUUCAGUCCUACUAUUUUGACCGUGAUGAUGUGGCCCUGAAGAACUUUGCCAAGUACUUCCUUCACCAGUCCCACGAGGAGCGUGAGCAUGCAGAGAAACUUAUGAAGUUGCAGAACCAGAGAGGCGGCCGCAUCUUCUUGCAGGACAUCAAAGUGAGUUGUAAAAGUGUGGUAAAUACAGCGCUGUUGCUUCCUGGGCUGGGAUCCAGAUUAAAAUUAUGAAAAGAACUAAAAUGUGCUUUCCAAAGACUGAGUGUAUCAUUAGAUGAAAAAUCCACAGCUAGUCUAGAGGUUACAGAAGCUAAAUCUGCUUAAGAAGAGUUCAUGAAUAACGGACCUCAUAGGAUGUAGCAUUGCUAGAUUAUACCUGUACACCAGGGUGGGGCUGAGGGAAGGGAAAUAUCCCUUUGCGUAAACAAAUUCCUUGCUGCCUGUACAAAACUACUUGGGGGUAAUUUGAAACUAGAACACCCUCACCAACAUUCACAUUUUAAUUAUGCAUGGAGUUAUGAGGGCGAUUCAAAACUGGAUUCCCUCCCCGUGACCAAUCUGAAGUGGUACAGUCCAGCAGUAGAUAAACUGCAGCACUAAGUGUCGUUGCUGAUCACGUCUUGCUUUGAAGUAGUGGUUUUCAGACUGUGUGGCAAGGAGCCAUAGUAGGGUUAUUGUGGUGCCUUCUCUGCUAAAUUCUAACUGUAGGGCCUCCUUUUCUGAAAUGCAGCUUUACCACCUCUGCAUGAAAAAGGAAAGUUAGGGUCAGUUCACACAGGCCAAAAGUGGGUCCCAUCAGGCCUAGCCUGAACACUAUGAAGUGUUAGCUACCUAGAAUUUCCUACAGUCCUUUGCAACUUGCAGGUGGUCUUGCUGGCCAAGCUGACCAGGAAAAAGUUCAUUCAAGCUUAAAGUGGCUUGAGGUGUCUUGAGUUACCAGUGCUUGGCUAAAAGAUAUGUGCAAAAUGGAACAUGCCCUUCGUUCUGCAGUGAAAAUGCAGCUUGAGAAUUUAGUUGCCAUGGAAACUGCAACAUCAACCAAUCUUAUGGUGAUUAUGUAAUAAACAGGGAACAGCUCUAAUCUGCAGAUAAAUAUGUGGUGUUCCAUAUAACUUCAGUAUUCGGUGAUAAAGCAAGUGACUUGUGUCAAAGGAAAAAGUAUUGACUGGGGGCAGGGGAAGUAAGGGGAAAGUCUAAUCACAAGAAACUUGAGGUGUGACCAAGAGCAGUUUAAAUCAGCGCUUGGCUCUUUCAGAGCAUUUGGGUGUUUAUGGGCAUGUUUAGCUAGCUGCUGUAGUUUUUGUUGCUCUUUCCUUCCUAUUAGGGAUGAGAGGAGAGGUAGAUGGAAUCUGGCAAUGCCCGCAGCUGGGUUAGGAGCAGCCAGUUACAGUUUCAGGAGCUGGAGGACAUUGCAAUAGACACAUUUUGCAUUGGAACAUGCCCUGUAAUGAAGUAUUUAAUCUAAAGUGUAUUCCUAGAUAAAGGGCCCUAAAUUUGUCCUGUAAAUACCUGCCAGUUAUUCUGAUAGGUGCAUGUUGUACUAAUAAUCCUUGUUAUUCCAGUGGUUCAGCUUUGAGAGUGGUUUCCUUUGCUUUUAUUAGAAACCAGAUCGUGAUGACUGGGAGAGUGGAUUGACAGCAAUGGAGUGUGCUUUGCACUUGGAAAAGAAUGUGAACCAGUCACUUUUGGAACUGCACAAGCUGGCAACUGACAAAAAUGACCCCCAUGUAAGUUGGAAAUUAAUGGAAAUAGCAUGUUUGUCUAUGUAAAUGAUAUGCUCAAAUACUUGCUGCGAUUGAAAAAAAAGCAAGAAAUGAAAUUUUGAAACAGUAAAAGAACGGCUGAAUCGGAAUUCCACACUGGUAGGUGGAACUGUGUGUUCAGAGAAGCUGUGGGACUAUAUAAUGUGUUCGUGUGGGUAGAGAACUUGACACCAUGAGAUUUUUUGCCGUUUUUAUUUAAAGAGACGGUUUCUAGCCUUUAUGCCUGUCCACACAUUUCCUGGUAUAUUUUUGCACUGCAUACUAUGAUUGCAGAAGUGAGAAGCUUUCAGAUAUUUUUCUUUUGUUUUAGAGGCUGGGGUGGGGCUUCAGAGUCCUUACUUCUUUAGUAGCUAGCAAAAACUGCAGGACAGAUUGCAAAAUCUGCAUAGUCUAUACAUGCAACUGAAUUUGGUCUUCAUUGAUACAGAUUUUUCAUUUUUAGCAUGGAGUGCAUCCCUGCCUGGAUCAAGUAGUAGAUCGUGCUCUAAUUCUUGAGCUGCUCUCCUUUAAUGGGAGUUCGUAAAAACAAAAACCCCACACGCUACUUGUGUGCUACAUCUGUUCAAAGAGAAUCCGAAGGCAGAGCUGCAUUUUAAGGUCAAACCAGGCUUAAACUACUGGCAGUACCUUGACUGCUGACUUUGCUCAUGGUUUCAUCAGGAAACCUUGACUUCUUGAUAGUUUUGAAGACUGCUUUUCUUUGCUGGCAGGAUCAAUAGUGUGGUGUGCCUAAUGCAUUGUUUUAUUUUCCAGUUAUGUGACUUCAUUGAGACCCACUACUUGGAUGAGCAAGUCAAAUCCAUCAAAGAACUGGGUGACCAUGUGACCAACUUGCGCAAGAUGGGGGCACCAAAAUCUGGAAUGGCAGAGUAUCUCUUUGACAAGCACACCCUGGGAGAAAGUGACAGUGAAAACUAAACCUCCCGUGAAUGCUUCAGCAGGGACUCUUACCUUCUUACUCAGCUGUGCAUGUUUGUUUGUUUUUUGUUUAUCCAUACUAUUGUCCAUAACUGUAUAAAACCAUCUAUUGUUCUUUUUGUGUUGUAACUCAAAUGCCCAAUAAAAGUGAUUUGGUUCCACUAAA